AUGGCAACCAGAUUAGAUCGUCUGGUUUUACUAUUAGAUACUGGAUCAACACCUGCCAUUCGGUCAACUGCUGCUCAACAAUUAGGUGAAAUUCAAAAACAACACCCCAGUGAAUUACAUAAUCUUUUGUCAAGGGUUAUUGUUCAUUUAAGUAGUAAAGAAUGGGAUACACGUCUUGCAGCCGGUCAAGCAAUUGAAGCAAUUGCUAAAAAUGUUCCGCAUUGGAAUCCAAUUGAAAGCGAAAAUGAUGAUAAUAAUAAUAAAUCACAACCAUUAAAUGAUAACAAAUAUUCAUUUGAUAAUUUUGAUAUUUCGAAUGUGAUACAAAAUGGUAAAACUUUAUUAGGCUCUGCAGGAAAGGAAUAUGAUCUCGAUUUAAGUGAUUUGGAUCCUGCACAACGUUUAGCAUUCCAACAUAAAAAUCUUAAAGAAAGAUUAGGUUUGGGUGGUGAAUUCAUGGAUGUCGAUAUAUUUGAUGAUAUUGAUAUAAGUGGAGAAAUCAACAACCCAUCAUCAUCAUCAUCAAAAACAAAACAAUCAACAUCACAAAAAAUUGAAUUAAACAUUCAUUUACAACAGCAGCAGCAACAAGCGCAACCAAUUACGUUACCGGAUGAAAUAUUGCGUGUUGUAGAAGUUGUUGGACGAAAAAACAAUAAUUUCUCAUCAUCGUCAUCAUCAAAAAAUAAACCUUCUGCAAUAAAAGUAGAGGAUUCAAUAAAAUCCGAUAGCCAAUUUGAUUUUACACCACAACCUUGUUCUGGUAAAAUUGUAGUCGAAUCUAAAAAAGAUCCUUCUAUGUAUAAUUAUGAUGAUCAAUUAAAUGAAUGGCCAUUUGAAAAAGUCUGUGAAUCAUUAAGCCUGGCUUUAUUUGAUCCAUGUUGGGAAGUUAGACAUGGUGCUGGAAUUGGAUUAAGGGAGAUUCUUAAAGUUCAUGGAAAUGGUGCAGGCCGUAUAGCGGGAUUAACCCAACAAGAAAAUGAAAUACGUCAUAACAAAUGGUUAGACGAUGUAGCAAUCAGAUUAUUAUGUGUUUUUGCUCUUGAUAGGUUUGGUGAUUUUGUUUCAGAUCAGGUCGUUGCACCUGUACGUGAAACUUGUUCACAAACACUGGGAGCGCUUAUUCAAUACAUGACUUCUCAAAGUGUAGAAAAUGUAUACAAAAUAUUAAUGAGAAUGAUAUAUCAAAGAGAUUUUAUUGGUGAAAAGCUUUCAAUAUGGGAAGUGCGUCAUGCUGGAAUGUUGGGAUUAAAAUACGCUGUAGCUGUUAGAAGAGAUUUGGUUGAAAUGAUGUUAGAGGGUGCUGUUGAUGCUGUAGUCUUGGGCCUCAAGGAUAGUGAUGAUGAUGUUAGAGCUGUUGCUGCAUCUAUUUUGGUCCCUAUAGCCGAUUAUUUUGUUACUAAUUCUUCAAAUAAAAUACCGGAACUUGUAACUGUAUUAUGGGAUUGUUUAAAAGAUCUGAAAGAUGACUUGACUGCAUCAACAGCAAGUGUAAUGGAUUUAUUAGCAUCUACUUCAAAUAUAAAUCACUCUUUAUCAACCUUAAUUCCACGACUGUAUCCAUUCUUUCGUCACACAAUUACUUCAGUGCGUUCUGCAGUUCUAAAUACUCUUUUGACAUUUUUGAGUAUGGAUGAGGCGGAAGAAUGGGUUGACAAUCGUGUCAUGAGACUUGUAUUCCAAAAUAUGAUAGUCGAAGAAAAAAAGGAUAUUCUUGAUUUAUCGCUUGAAGUUUGGUCGAAAAUAUUAUCUCAUACAACAAAAUCAAGUCAAGAAAACAAAAUAAUUCAACUAACCUCUCAACAUAUAGCAACAUGGUUUGGAAUUGUUAUGACACCAUUGGGCACUCCAAUAGAUAAUAGAUUAUUUUUUAUAACUGAAGGAGUAAUACCUAUGGAAAUAACUCCUGCCUCUACUACAGCAUCUACGUCAUCGUCAUCAUCAACAAAUUCAAGAUUCCGUGGUCAAAAUCGAUCCCAAAACACUAAUGGUAAUAAUUCAGAUUCGAUCGGAUAUAAUAUUGAUGCUGGAAUGUUACAACAAGAUUUUGCUCUUGUUAGUGUAGAUACUGUGCUAAGAGGCAGAGUUAUUGCAUCUAAAGGUUUAGGAAUGUUAAUGAAUAAAAUUGUAUCACGUCUCUCAUCCUCGUGUGCUUCAAAUAAACAACUAUCUGCUAUCGUAGUCGAAGAAUGGGCAAGAUCAUUAAUAGAAAAUCACGGAAACAAUACCCUCGAUCUAGUCAACACAUCACCAUUUGCAUCCAACAUAUCCACUUUUAUGAUAUCCAUGCUUGAGUCCGACGCUCCAACUUUCUAUUCCGAACUUACUACAAUUUUACGUAGAAUACGCGGCGAAUGUCAAGCAUUGCUUAAUACAUUUGUUACAGUUGGAAAAGUCAAUUCUUCAAAUAUACCCGCUUUACCUACCUGUGUUCUUGGUGAAAUAGUAGUAGCCUCCCAACAAGAAAAUUCAACUCCUUUAUUUAAUAUUCAAAUGGCUACAGAAAUUGCCACUACUACUUAUGAUAAUUUGUCACUUCAAAUACUCGACAGUAAUCAACAGGAAGAAUAUCAAACUCAACUGCAAGAUCGGCAUAGACGUGUUUUGAAUUCCAUAAGUUCCUACGAGUCUACAAAACUAAAAAAUGAUACAAUUGUUUAUGCAGCAAUUGCUAGUGCUGUCGUGGCUUUACAAGCCCUACCACCUAAACUAAAUCCUAUUAUCAGAUCAAUUAUGAAUUCAAUAAAAAAGGAAGAAAACAUCGAACUACAACAAAGAUCAGCAGCUACAUUGGCUAAUCUUGUCUUCCUUUGUUCAUCGAAUCAAAGUGGUACUAGAAUUAAUCCAAACGAUAAGAUUGUAAAGAACCUUUGUACAUUCCUUUGUUCCGACACUACUGUAACACCCGAAUUUCAACAAAAUAAUAAUAAAAGGGAAGGCAUACUUUCUUUGCAAAAAGCAAAAGAAUCUGAUAAAAACACCACAUCAUCAACGUCGUCAUCUAAUGGAGAUUUUAAUUUAACUGAUGAUGAUAAAAUUAAAUCGCAGAAAUUGAUAAGACGUGGCGCUGAAACUGCAUUGAAAGAAUUUGCUUCACAGUUUGGAUCAAAGUUAUUUGAAAUAGUACCAAAAUUAUGGCAUUGCAUGCAUAAUAGUUUAAAUAGCGUAUUAAAUAAUGAUGAUGAUGAAACAAUUGAUGCAAUGAUUUCACAAAAUGUUGGAAAAGAUAUAAUCGAUUCUCUUCAAUUAAUUCAAUCAUUAGUCCCAGCAAUUAGUGAAUCGUUACAUAAUAAGAUAACGGAAUUACUUCCUUUUAUUAUUAAAACUGCCAAAUGUCAAUAUCAAGUAAUACGUUCAAUGGCAGCGAGAUGUUUUGCUUCAAUUGCAAAUGUAAUUACAAUGCCAUGUAUGAAGUUAAUAAUUGAUCAAGUAAUGCCUUUAUUAGGAGAUUCUAAAAAUUUGAUUUAUAGACAAGGAGCCGUUGAACUUGUUUAUCAUGUUGUUCAAACUAUGGAUGCAAAAAUACUUCCUUAUGUUAUUUUUUUGAUUGUUCCAAUAUUGGGUAGAAUGAGUGACGCUGAUGAAAAUAUUCGUCUUGUGAGUACCAAUACUUUUGCAAUGUUGAUCAAAUUAGUACCAUUAGAAGCUGGUAUACCUGACCCCCCAGGACUAUCUAAAGAAUUUUUACAAUAUCGUGAGCAUGAACGUAAAUUUCUUGGACAGCUUCUUGAUAGCAAUAAAUUGGAUCCUUAUGAAAUUCCGGUAAAAAUAAAAGCAGAAUUAAGGAAAUAUCAACAAGAAGGUGUCAAUUGGCUGGCUUUCCUAAACAGAUAUCAAUUACAUGGUAUAUUAUGUGAUGAUAUGGGAUUAGGAAAAACUUUACAAUCUAUUUGUAUAUUGGCUAGUGAUCACUAUGCCCGUCUUCAAAAACAUAACGCCACAGAAUCUUUAGAUUGUCCUUCAUUGGUAGUUUGUCCUCCAACAUUAACAGGUCAUUGGUAUCACGAGAUCAUAAAUUACACUGAUGAUUUGAAACCAUUAACUUACACUGGUAACCCUAAAGAUCGCGAAAGAUUAAGACCAAAAAUCUUUUGUCACGAUGUAGUGAUCAUGUCCUAUGAUAUUUUGCGUAAUGAUCUUGAUGAAUUAUCACAAAUAGAUUGGAAUUAUUGUAUUUUAGAUGAAGGACAUGUGAUCAAAAAUGGAAAGACAAAAAUAACUAAAGCAGUUAAAACCAUAAAAGCAAAUCAUCGAUUAAUUUUAUCUGGUACUCCAAUUCAGAAUAAUGUAUUAGAAUUAUGGUCACUUUUUGAUUUUUUGAUGCCAGGUUUUUUGGGAACUGAAAAACAAUUUAAUGAUAGAUUUGGUAAACCUAUUUUAUCAAGUAGAGAUAGCAAAAGCUCAUCGAAAGAGCAAGAAGCCGGUGCUCUUGCAUUAGAAGCUCUACACAAACAAGUAUUGCCAUUUUUAUUACGUCGUCUUAAAGAAGAUGUAUUGAAUGAUCUACCACCCAAGAUCAUUCAAGAUUAUUAUUGUGAACUCAGCGAUCUACAGAAACAACUUUACGAAGAAUUUGCUAAAUCACAAACAAAAGGUCCUACGGAUACGAACAUGGAAGAUGCUAAUGAAGAAGGCGUCGGUGUAAAGAAGACUACACAUAUAUUUCAAGCUUUGCAAUACCUUCGUAAAUUGUGUAAUCAUCCUUUAUUGGUUAUGAAUGAAAAACAUCCUCAAUACAAUAAAGUUAUGGAUCGUUUGAAAAAUACUCGAUCAUCCUUACGUGAUUUAGAAAACGCGCCCAAGCUUCUUGCGUUAAAACAACUUUUGCUUGAUUGCGGUAUUGGAGUUAAUAAUGAUACCGAAGAGAAUACACUCGGAGCUGGUGCAGUUAGCCAACAUCGUGCAUUAAUAUUUUGUCAAUUGAAAACUAUGUUAGAUAUUAUUGAAAAUGAUCUUUUCAAACCGUUAAUGCCAUCAGUAACAUUCAUGCGGCUUGAUGGUUCCAUUGAUACUAACAAACGCCAUGCGAUCGUACAACAAUUCAACAAAGAUCCGUCAAUUGACGUAUUGUUGUUAACUACACACGUAGGUGGACUUGGUCUUAAUCUUACAGGUGCAGAUACUGUUAUCUUUGUUGAACAUGAUUGGAAUCCAAUGAAAGAUUUACAAGCUAUGGAUCGUGCACAUCGUAUUGGACAAAAGAAAGUAGUGAAUGUUUAUCGUUUAAUUACAAAAGGAACAUUAGAAGAAAAGAUCAUGGGAUUACAAAAGUUCAAAUUAAAUAUCGCAAAUUCUGUUGUAAACCAACAAAACUCUGGUUUACAAAGCAUGGACACUGAUCAAAUACUUGAUUUAUUCAAUGUAACAUUAGAUAAUCGAAAAGGUGGUUCUAGUGGUGGCGAUGGUGGUAGCAGCAGUAGUGAUAUAGUUUCAAAGCAUAAAAAAUUAUCUACAAAGAACAUUUUAGAAGGGUUAGACAAUUUGUGGGACGAUUCUCAAUAUGAAGAUCUUAAUUUGGAUAAUUUCAUAGAAUCACUUGUUCUUUAG
Molecule: messenger RNA, 5547 nt
Organism: Entrophospora candida
Lineage: Eukaryota; Fungi; Glomeromycota; Glomeromycetes; Entrophosporales; Entrophosporaceae
Source: the annotation of a GenBank genome assembly